AUGACUUAUGCUCAACUUAUAGACACGGACUUCAUCCCGCAGGUUUCUGCUACUUGCAAGGCCGGUCACAUGAAUAUAAGAGUGAACUUCAACAGUUCCUUCGCAGGAGUUAUUCACGCCAGGGAUUUCAGGACACCUUCUUGUAUGGCCCUUGGCGAUGGUGGCAAAUCGGUGACUUUGGAUAUCAAUCUCUUGGCCACGCAUGGAGCGCCUGAUUAUUGCGGACUUCUAGUGAAUAAUAAAACCGAAGAAAGAAGCGUCCCGAUAGCGGUUCGUAUCCACAAAACUCUCGAAUUGGCCGACGACAAGUUCUAUGUCAUCACGUGCGGAAAAGCAGGUUUUCGCAACUCCAAAAACGAAACUUCGUUGGUUUCGCUGAAACUGAUUGAAGGCACCAGGAAAGUUACGCAGGCCGUCUACAGCAGACCGUACACAUUAAGAGCGGAAAUAUCCAGGCCAGAUGGGACUUAUGGAUUCAGAGUGAAGAGCUGCUUUGCGUUUAAUAAGUUGAAUAGUAGCUGUCCAGUAAAUCAAGAUGUCAUUAGCAAUUUCGUGUACGAUGAAUCCAAGGGAACUGCGGAUGCCCAGCUCCGAUCGAUGUUUAGAUUCCCGGAAAGUUCGGAAGUUCAUUUACAGUGUGAUAUUGGACUUUGCAAAGGCUCUUGUCCCCAACCAAGUUGCAAUGGUGAGGCCACAGGUAGAGCUUUGGCGACCGACGAAGGUGUUCUGAUGGCAGCAACCAGCGUAUUCGUAGUAGACCCUGGUGAAGCCCCAUUGGUCCAAGAGCUCUGUGACGAUGGUGCCGUACAUCCAUCGUGGUUGCUGUGGCUUUGCGUUGCCCUAGGUAUUCUUUUCUUGAUCAUGUUGAUAAUCAACGUUUUUCUUUGCUCUGCGAUGACCUGUGCAUGCGCUAGAACCGAAAUAAUCGAGAAAGAACCGAGCAUUAUCGAAGAAUACGAUCCUUACCGAAGCUGGCAUGGGAGCCAAUACGGAUCCAGGUACUCCUUGAACGGAGCCCCUCAACACCCAAAAGGCUACACCUCAGGAGGGUCCACCAUGAACUCAAACAGGUCUGUAUCAUCACAUAGCGACCACUAUGCGAUAGUUCACUCCAGGCCUGGCUCAAGGGGCUACAAUAAACACAGAGGGCCCCCUUCUCACAUCGGCAGCCAUUAUAGUGGAAAAUAAUUAAAAAAGAGCUCACUCUAUGUAUUUAGGUACUGUCUAUAGUGAAUGUGCAAUUGUUUUUGGUGUCUACACACGUCAAAUUGACAGAUGUAAUAUAAGGAUUGUAAAUAAUUUACUUAAAUCUAGUUAAAAUUAUAAUACUGCCCAUAUAAAAAAUUGUUAAAUACCUAUUACAUUUAAAAAAAAACUAUAGUAACAAUAUUAAUGUGAUAUAAAAAUUAUAUUUCAAUAAAAAUGCUAUUUUUACCAUUUAAAUAAGAUAAAUAAAUUAUAUUUAAAUUACAUAAGUAGCUUUAAUUUGUAAAUUUUAAUACGACAUUUAGGCCUUAAUAAUUAAAUGAUGAUGUAAAGACGAAC
Brassicogethes aeneus is the source of this 1545-nucleotide messenger RNA. The record is from the annotation of a GenBank genome assembly. NCBI's taxonomy places the organism in Eukaryota, Metazoa, Arthropoda, Insecta, Coleoptera, Nitidulidae.